Folsomia candida is the source of this 2064-nucleotide messenger RNA. Its product is annotated as multiple epidermal growth factor-like domains protein 6. The coding region runs from base 1 to 2064 and encodes 687 amino acids. NCBI's taxonomy places the organism in Eukaryota, Metazoa, Arthropoda, Collembola, Entomobryomorpha, Isotomidae. The record is from RefSeq and is a predicted model, not a curated record. The transcript has 4 exons.
AUGAAUGCACUCCAUCUGAUCCUGGCCAUAGUUUUCCUCUCCGCAGCAACAUGUCUAGAAUUUGGUCAGCGUUGUAAUCGCAGUCCUGAUUUAUGCGACCCAACGAAAUUCCUCUCCUGCCAAGAAGUUGGCCCAGGCCAGCUAAUCUGCCAAUGCGAACCUGCUGACGCGUCUGAAUCACCCUUCGAACCUGGAAUUUGUCUAAAAUACGGCGAAGCUCUUGGUGACCCCUGCAUUCCUGGGGCGAUUCAAUGUUCCCGCCUUCCAAAUGCGAUUUGUAACGAGACAACCAACACUUGUCUAUGUGACGCUGACCUUGACUACUUUCAACAUGCCGAUAUAUGCCUGCAAUACGUAAGAAACUUGUACGACCCCUGCAUCCUAGGCACUCAGCAAUGUGCACAACUACCAGGCACGUUGUGUCACUCAUUUAAUAGUACGUGCACCUGCGACACGUCUCAUUUUCAGCACCCCGACCAACUUAUUUGUGUCCCCUAUCGAGACAAUCUUCAUCAAGAAUGCCUUCCUGAGACUCAGCAAUGCAAAAACAUCCCAGGUGCUGACUGCCACAAGGAUUUAAGCACGUGCGAAUGUUUACCGCCAAGAGAAUACUUUGAACAUGAGACGGAGUUGCGUUGCCUGAAGUAUGCGGAGGUGCUGUACGAGCCAUGUGAACCUUUCACGGAACAAUGUUCCUACGUGUUUGGGGCUUUGUGCUCCCCCGCAAAUCAACGUGCAUAUGUGAUCCAGGGGAUUAUUUCCAAAAUCCAGAUUACCCAAAUUGCGCUCAAUAUUCAAAAGAGCUACACGAGAGCUGCCUUCCAUUUACUAGCCAAUGCAGGAAUAUAUUCGGUUCCGCAUGUCAUGACACUCUGGCCACGUGUGAGUGUGAGGAAACAGGACCUGGACCACUGCAAAAACAUCCCAGGUGCUGACUGCCACGAGUCCCUAAAUACAUGUGAAUGUCUUCCAGAAGAUACAUACUUUGAACCUGACUCCAGCCCGAUUUGUUUACGAUUUGCUCAGAACUUGUACGACCCAUGCGACCCAAGAACAAUACAAUGCGAUAAGAUUCCAGGAAGCAUUUGCACCGAAACUAAUUCCACCUGCAUCUGCAACCCAACAACACAUUUUCAAAAUCCAACAAAACUAGAGUGUGUCCCUUACAAGACUAAUUUGCACGAUGCAUGCAUUCCUAAUACGCAGCAGUGUAGCAAAAUCUUUGGAGCGGUGUGCUCUCUUCUAUCGGAAACUUGUGAAUGCAACCCACAGGAUUUUGUGGAGCACCCAGACCAACCACUAUGUCUCCCAUAUACUGACGUCCUCUACUCCCCCUGUCAACCAGGUAGCGAGCAAUGUUCUAAAAUACCAGGGUCCAUCUGCAACGUCGCCAACUCAACCUGCAUCUGCAACUCGGAACACUUCCAAGAUCCCAAUGCCUUGCGGUGUGUCCCCUACCUAGAAAAUCUGCACGAUCCCUGCAUCCCGAAUACCGAACAAUGUAAAAAUAUUUAUGGGGCGGAAUGCAACACUACGACCUCCAGCUGUGAAUGCACUACAGACUUUUUCCUUUGGAAUCAUGCCUGUUUCCUGAUACCUACAAGGCCGUAUUUAAACAACACGUGCUUUACCACCGAUCACUGCCACCUAGUGGAGGGAAGCGAAUGCCGGGAGCUACAGUGCAUCUGCAGCAGUGGGUGGCUUCCUGCCGCGGACUUAUCGAAAUGUUUAAAGCUUCCGGAUGACGUUUCUGACUCUCCAUGCGAGUCACAGAUUCAAUGUGACCAUCUAGAAAACACAUUCUGUGACGGGGUCAAGUGUAGCUGCAUCGCCAACUACACUGAGAACCUGGCGAAAGAUGGCUGCUUGCAAAUUGUUUACAGGUUAAACGAAGACUGCGAAGAAGACACCCAAUGUCUUGCAGGAAUCGGGAGCGGAUCCAGCUGUAGCGGGUCAAAGUGUUCCUGUACCGCAGGGCUGGUUGGAAGUGAUGACGCGACCAAAUGCUUGCCGCCAAGAAAUACCGAUGAGGAAUCUGUCGAGAAGGAGCAACGUUUCUGGUGA